AUGAAGGCAGUCUCGAGAGCAAAAUUGAGGAAUCUUUUACUAAAGAAAAAUACUUCGCAUAUGUUAAAACCGGAAGAUAUAUCAAAAUCAAGUGAAGAAGUUAUAAGUAGUCUGUUACCUCAGGCUAGCACACUCGAUGCAUAUAGUCAACCAUUUACUGCAGAGGAUGUUCAAAUGCAUGAGCAAGAGGUACCGUCAGACAGUGAUUCAGAUGCAAGCAGUGUUGGUGAUCAUCUCGUUGACCCGAGUACGAUCAAUCUGGAUGAAACAUUCUUUUCACAACCAUUGCAAAAUUUACCCGCAACUGCAACAAUACCAUAUUCUGGUGUGGCUUUGUUCGGCGAUGCAUCCGGACGGUCGGAAUCCGAGGAUGAGAAAGAACCAGCCUUCGAAGAGGACGAUCGAAUGUAUCAAAUAUUCACUCAGAUAUCCGAUUACGAUAGGAUGAUAAAGGAAGUGAAAGACUGUAAUGAGUCGCUUGAACGACGAAGAAAGGCAAUGGAGUCGUUGCAGAAGUUACAAGCGUAUGAGGAGAGCUACGAUGUUCCGUUGAUGCUUACUCAAAUGGAGGAUAUUCAAGAGGUUCCUCUGUGUGCUGGAGGGGAUCCCGACUGGGAGCAUGUAGAACAGAAACAUAUCGCACAAGCGGAGAGGGACAAUAACAUCGAGAUAAUUGUUUCCGGUAAUAAGCAGAGGACUACACGUACACUAACUGCAGCCGAAAAGUUGAAACGGUUGGAGCAGGAAAAUACCAAAAAAUUGUUCUUAGCCACACACAAAACCCAUCUACUGUUACUGAUAGCGUAUGGCAUCAGGAUCAAUCAAGCAGUCAAUCAAAGAAUGAUCCAAUGUGCCUCGGAACUGUACGGAUUGGUUGAAAGUAGCGACAUUUCCAUGUGCGAAGCAGUCAGUCUCGAUUUUAUCCAAUCCGUAACGGAGUACUAUCAAACUGUGAUGAAGCUUUGCCACGGAGCCGGUCCACGAGUCAUCAAAAGGCGGAAUGAUUUCGAGCGGGAACUUGCUUCCCGGGAGGUAACUUCCCGACAAAUGCUUAACAUUAUUCUUCUGGCUCUGUUCCGUUUUCUAAGCGUUCGUGCAAGACUUGUAAUGAAUCUGGACGUGGUACCAAAACAUCCGCCAGUCGUUAAAUCUAUGCCGAAGGAAAAACGACAGCUCGAUGUUCGAAAAGAUGCAAGCGACGGUACAUCACGGUACGGUAACGUUCCGCUAACUACAACGGAAAUUUUAAAACGUAAACCAGAAAUACAGAAAAUGUUUCAACUGUCCCAGCUCGAUGGUGCAGAUGAUGAGCUGAUAUUAAACAAGAAGUCACGUGUAGAGAUUGAGCCCACAAAAUCUGAGCCGUCGAAGCUGAAUUUAGCAGUUAUUGCUCCAAAAAGUCGCAAAGAAGCAGCUAAUAGAUUAGAAGAUCACUUUCGCGAAGGUGAACAAAAGGCGUUAAGAUUGAUAUCUUCAAAAUAUUUUCGGCAUAAGCCCGCGACGAAACAAAUGAAUAAUGUACGGGGGAAUACGAUCAACACCAGUCAAAAGCCAAAUUUUGCAAAACUGCUCAAGAAAACGCUAGACUCGUCGGUAAAAGAUGGUUCGAAAUCGGAAGAAAAUUCGCUCUUAUUAUCGUCUUCUAAAUACUUUAGGAAAAAGCCCUCAGCUGUACAAACUGCGAGCUCAAGCGAUCAUAAGAAAUCCAUCAGUAAUGUACCAAACUUAGCAAAACUUCGACGUCAGUCGUCAUCAACUGUAGGCGAGAGUGUGAAGAAAACGGACAAACAAACGUACCGCAUACCGGAGCUCGAUACAUGGAUUGAAUGUUAUCUGGGAAAGGAACGACGUUGGACCGUGGUUGAGGCUGGAUUGGGAAGCGCCGAUUGUUUGGAGCUUGUGAUGGACCGGAUUCUUGCGCCACCGUCGUAUGCAUUUGCCUGGGAAGCGGACGGCACCAUCGUUGAUGUUUCACCACGCUAUCGAUGGCGCAACGAACAACUGGCUUUGAAAAACCGUGUCGAUACAAAAUGGCUCCGUAAAGCGCUCUCCAAGUAUCGUCCACGUGAGCUGGAUGAGGCACACUUGCAAGAGCAGCUCGAAUUUCGACAGCUUAAGCUACGGGCACCCAGACCGAUCACCAUUGCACAGUGCAAAAAUCAUCCAUCUUACUGUUUGCGUAGACAUUUGCAAAAAUUUCAAGCUAUCUAUCCGCCGGAUGCACCACCGUUGGGCUUCGUUCAAGGAGAGCCACUGUUUGCCCGUGAGUGUGUACAUACGCUACAUUCGCGCGAAGUUUGGUUACGGCACGCGAAGGUAAUUCGACUCUACGAGCAGCCUUACAAAAUUGUUCGUACGAAGCUAAAGCGACAACCAGCCGAUCUGGAAUUGUUCGGCUACUGGCAAACGGAGGAGUACAUCCCACCGGAACCCGUCAAUGGUAUUGUGCCGCGCAAUGCCUAUGGGAAUAUAGAAAUCUUCAAAGAAUGUAUGCUACCGAAAGGCACGGUACACCUGAAGCAUUAUGGACUAUCGUACAUUUGUCGUAAGCUUGGAAUCGAUUAUGCUGUUGCGGUGGUUGGUUUUGGAGUGCACGCCGGUGGUAAUCAUCCCGUGUUUGAUGGUAUUGUGAUAUGUGAGGAGCAUCGCGAUCGUUUGCUGGAGGCGUGGCAGCGGCAUCAGGACGAAGUGGCACAGAAAAAGAUAGAAAAGAGGCAAACCGCGGUGCUGAAAAAUUGGGAGAAGCUCGUGAAAGGAUUGCUUGUGCGCAGAAAGCUAAAACACAAGUACAACUUUGACGGAAUGUAG
Molecule: messenger RNA, 2808 nt
Organism: Anopheles maculipalpis
Lineage: Eukaryota; Metazoa; Arthropoda; Insecta; Diptera; Culicidae
Product: DNA repair protein complementing XP-C cells-like
Exons: 3
Coding region: 1-2808 (935 amino acids)
Biological process (GO): mismatch repair; nucleotide-excision repair
Cellular component (GO): XPC complex; nucleotide-excision repair factor 2 complex; cytoplasm
Molecular function (GO): damaged DNA binding; single-stranded DNA binding
Source: RefSeq, a predicted model, not a curated record